Mus musculus (house mouse) is the source of this 5632-nucleotide messenger RNA. It is a transcript of the gene Wdr20, whose product is annotated as WD repeat domain 20. The record is from RefSeq and is a predicted model, not a curated record. Gene Ontology annotation, cellular component: nucleus; cytoplasm. The coding region runs from base 3005 to 4759 and encodes 584 amino acids. NCBI's taxonomy places the organism in Eukaryota, Metazoa, Chordata, Mammalia, Rodentia, Muridae. The transcript is spliced from 5 exons.
ACACCCAGGCUGGCCAGGCUGGUUUCUCAAGUGACUAUAGGUCUUAGGGUUUUACUGCUGUGAAGAGACACCAUGACCAAGGCAACUCUUAUAGGGACAACAUUAAAUUGGGGCCGGUUUACAGGUUCAGAGGUUCAGUCCAUUAUCAUCAAGGCAGGAGCAUGGCAGCAUCCAGGCAGGUAUGGUGCAGGAGGAGCUGAGAGUUCUACAUCUUCAUCUGAAGGCUGCUAGCAGAAGACUGGCUUCCAGGCGACUAGGAUGAGGGUCUUAAAGCUCACACUCACAGUGACACACCUACUCCAACAGGGCCACCCCGCCUAACAGUGCCACUCCCUGGGCCAAGUAUGUGCAACCAUCACACAUGACUGAGGAUGGUUUUGAACUCCUGACUCCAUCCUUCGGCUCCCACCUCCCGAGCACUGCUAUCACAGGUGUGAUGCUUGGCUGGCUUUGGGUCCUCCAUCCUCCUUUCUCAGUCUGUAGGAAUGACAGCAUCCCAGGAGGAUGCUACCAUGUCUGGCAAAGCAAAAUGUUCAGUUUGUACAGGAACAAACAAACUCUAAUAUAAAUAUUUUUUAAGAAUAUUUAUGUAUGUAGCCGGGCAUGGUGGUACACACCUUUAAUCCUAGCACUCAGGAGGCAGAAGCAGGCAGAUUUCUGAGUUCGAGGCUAACCUGGGCUACACAGAGAAACCCUGUCUUGAAAAACCAACCAACCAAACAAAAGAAUAUUUAUAUAUGAUGUAUGUAUGUCUGUAUGUAUAUGAGUACACUGUCGCUGUCUUCAGACACACCAGAAGAGGGCAUCAGAUCCCAUUACAGAUGGUUGUGAGCCACCAUGUGGUUGCUGGGAAUUGAAUUCAGGACCUCUGGUAGAGCAGCCAGUGCUCUUAACUGCUGAGCCAUCUCUCCAGCUCCCAGUGUAAAUCUUAAGGCAUAGUGGUCUUUUACUUUUUUAAGACAAAGUUUCAGUAUGUGGCCCUUUGUGGGCUGUGUAGUACUCAGGACAGCCUUAAUGUCUAUCUGUCUCGCCCUCCUAAAUGCUGAAAUUAAAGCAUAUGUCAUCAUACUCAGUAGUAUAUUGGUCUCAUGGGAAAUUUAAUAUUAUGGUUGAAGGUCAAUAUACUUUUUUUUCAGUUUUUGCUGGCUGAGGUGUCCCCUCCCAAAGUAUAUUUUCCCCCAUUAACUAGAAAUUCAAACUGAAUUCUUUUUAGAUAAUUCAGGCUGUUAUUUAUCCUUCAAGAUGACCAUUAUAAACAUGUUUUUGGUACAAAAUAGCAUAGCUAUGGGAGCUUGGGAUUAUCCACUGAACACCCCCUAGUAUUUUUAAGAGUUGUGAUCCAUAUUUGCAUUUUAUGGAAAAGACAAAUUUGCAUUCAUAGGAAAAGACAAAUAACAACAAAAUGAAAUUUAAAGUGCAUUCUAGGGAUGUAUUAAGAAGACUUUUAAAGUCAGGUGAUGGUGGCACAUGCCUUUGAUCCAGAACUCAAAAAAACACCAAAAGAAAAAAAAAAAAACCACCAAAAAAAAAAAAAAAAAAGGAUUUUAAAGCUGGGUGUGUGGUUCAUGCCAUUAAGCCCAGCACUUGGUAGUUAAAGACAGAUGGAUUUCUGAGUUGGAGCCUAAUCUCUGGUUGAGUUCCAGGACAGCCAGGGCUAUUUAGUGAAAUACAGUAUCAAAAACAAAAACAACAAAAAAAGGAUUUACUGUAGUGCUUUUUUUUUUUUCUUUUGCCAGUUCUACAGGAUGUUAGUCAAAUGCCUUAUUACAUCACUGGCACAGUUUCUACUGUGUCUGUACUUGCUUCCCACUACAUAAAAUGGCUAUGAUUUAUACUUCUUUAGAACACUCCCCCUUGUGUACAAUUAAUUUUUGUGAGGUUGGAGUCUCGGUCUGUGGGCUCGGGUAGCAGCCUCCCAGCUCCGGGCUCAGGCAUUCCUUCUGUCUGGAAGCACAGGUGCCCACAGUGUACUGGGCUCGCUCUACAGACAGGAUUUCUCAGGGAUAGGUCAUUCUUCGUGUAACAUUUUCUCCGCUCUAGAAUUCUAUUUUAACGUUUAUCACUUUAGAAGCCUUUGUAUUCCAGUGCACACACCCAGAAAUCGAAGCAUCAAAUGGUGACUGUUAGGUCCUACUUUAAUGUGUGCGCUUGCCUUCACCUAAUACUUUGUACAGGAUAUUCAGCACAACUCGAUGGUUCUCCUGGCAAACAACUUCAGGUUCCGUUUGAGGCUUUAAGAAAAUCAAUUAGCUUAACCUUUAUUAAGAGGCACAGGAGACAGAAGUUCCGACAGAACCUACUUUCUCAAGAACAAGCCAAUGCUCACCAGGAAGGUUUCAGGUGAGACUUGAAAACACAAGUCCUGUACAUUCAUGCGGUUCUUCCCACCCCGCCUACAAAACCCAACCCAACCCAACCAAACCAAACCAAACCAAACCCUGAGCUGUAAUAAAGCCCAAUCCAUCGAUAUCUUCUGUGAGACGUAGAGGGGCUUGUCACCAGGCAUCGGUACCCCGCACCCAAGCGGACCGUCGGAGUCCUCCCUAGCUUCCCAGGGAGGAUCGCGGACAGCUGGGACAUACACGUCCAAACACCGGACUUCACUGCUCGCCUCAGGCUCUGCCGGGACCACCAGCUGGCCAAGGCCAACGCGGUGGCGUCUCUUAGGGAUCGGGUCCCUCAGCGAAGCUGCAGAGCGAGACAGGAGCCCCGCACCAACGCUCAGCGCGCUCGCUUCGACCCGCACCAGGAGGGCGGCACCCAGGGGAGGAGCUUGCGCACGCCCCUCCGGGUGGAGCGCGCCAGGUGAGCGCGCGUGCGCAGUUGGACCAUUAAAAACUAGCCCGCCCCCUUCGCUUCGGCCCGCCUUCGUGGGGGCUGGCUCGCCAGUGGGCGGGGCCGCGGAGAAGGGGGUGGGGAGUGGAGAAAGCGAGCGGCCGAGGACGGCGCCUGCGCGGUGGGCGUGAUCCGGGCACUUAGGGCAGGAUGAACGCUGCUUUCCAAGAUGGCGACGGAGGGAGGAGGGAAGGAGAUGAACGAGAUUAAGACCCAAUUCACCACCCGGGAAGGUCUGUACAAGCUGCUGCAGCACUCGGAGUACAGCCGGCCCAACCGGGUGCCCUUCAACUCGCAGGGAUCCAACCCUGUCCGCGUCUCCUUCGUAAACCUCAACGACCAGUCUGGCAACGGCGACCGCCUCUGCUUCAAUGUGGGCCGGGAGCUCUACUUCUAUAUCUACAAGGGGGUCCGCAAGGCUGCCGACCUGAGUAAACCCAUAGAUAAGAGGAUAUACAAAGGGACGCAGCCCACUUGCCAUGACUUCAACCUCCUCACAGCUACAGCAGAGAGCGUCUCUCUCCUAGUGGGCUUUUCCGCAGGCCAAGUCCAGCUUAUAGACCCAAUCAAGAAAGAGACCAGCAAGCUGUUUAAUGAGGAAAGACUAAUAGACAAGUCCCGCGUAACCUGUGUCAAAUGGGUUCCUGGUUCGGAAAGCCUUUUCCUAGUAGCCCAUUCAAGUGGGAACAUGUACUUAUAUAAUGUGGAGCACACUUGUGGCACCACAGCCCCCCACUACCAGCUCCUGAAGCAGGGAGAAAGCUUUGCCGUGCACACUUGCAAGAGCAAAUCCACGAGGAACCCUCUCCUUAAGUGGACGGUGGGCGAGGGGGCCCUCAACGAGUUUGCUUUCUCCCCAGAUGGCAAGUUCUUAGCGUGUGUGAGCCAGGACGGGUUUCUGCGUGUGUUCAACUUUGACUCAGUGGAGCUGCACGGUACAAUGAAAAGCUACUUUGGGGGCUUGCUUUGUGUGUGCUGGAGCCCAGAUGGCAAGUACAUUGUGACAGGUGGAGAGGACGACUUGGUGACAGUCUGGUCCUUUCUAGACUGCCGAGUAAUAGCUAGAGGCCAUGGGCACAAAUCCUGGGUCAGUGUUGUAGCAUUUGAUCCCUAUACUACUAGUGUAGAAGAAAGUGACCCUAUGGAGUUUAGUGGCAGUGACGAGGACUUCCAGGACCUUCUUCAUUUUGGCAGAGAUCGAGCGAACAGUACACAGUCUAGGCUAUCCAAACGGAACUCUACAGACAGUCGCCCUGUAAGUGUUACGUAUCGGUUUGGUUCGGUGGGCCAGGAUACACAGCUGUGUUUAUGGGACCUUACAGAAGACAUCCUUUUCCCUCACCAGCCCCUCUCAAGAGCAAGGACACAUACAAACGUUAUGAAUGCCACAAGUCCGCCUGCCGGAAGCAAUGGGAACAGUGUCACUACACCUGGGAACUCUGUGCCCCCUCCAUUGCCACGGUCCAAUAGCCUUCCACAUUCAGCAGUCUCCAAUGCUGCUAGCAAAGGCAGCGUCAUGGACGGGGCCAUUGCCUCCGGGGUCAGCAAGUUUGCAACUCUGUCGCUACAUGACCGGAAGGAGAGACACCACGAGAAAGACCAUAAACGAAACCAUAGUAUGGGACACAUUUCCAGCAAGAGCAGUGAUAAACUGAACCUAGUUACUAAAGCCAAAACGGACCCAGCUAAAACUCUGGGGACAUCCCUGUGUCCUCGGAUGGAAGAUGUUCCCUUGUUAGAGCCACUGAUCUGUAAAAAGAUAGCUCAUGAAAGACUGACGGUAUUGGUUUUUCUUGAAGACUGUAUAGUCACUGCUUGUCAGGAGGGAUUUAUUUGCACAUGGGCAAGGCCCGGUAAAGUGCCGGCAGAGCAGUUCUGCAGGCAGGAGGACAGAGUGCAAGGUGUUCUCCAAGACCAGAACUAAAGGGCUUGUUGUCAUCCCCAAACCAGGCCACUUCUCCAGGUGGGACUGUAGUGUAGCAGGUGCACUGCUGCUCCCAGGCUCCCCGGACACGCGUGGACCGAGGGAGUGACAGACGACAACGGAGCCAUGAGCUGCGCUGGAGCCACAGGCAGGCGGCAGGCAGCAGCGGCCUGCAGGGCUGUGUGGAGCUGCUAAACCCAAAGAGUUGUUUCCAUUUUUAAGUCAGUCUGUUGGGGCUGCAGUAAAAACUGAGAAAUGGAGUUUUCUUGCUUUUUACUCUAAAAUUCAAUGUAACUAAAUCCAUAUAUAUAUAUAUAUAUAUAUAUAUAUAUAUAUAUAUAUAUAUACACACACAUAUAUACAUAGUGUAAAGUAAAAUGUUUCUUGAACAGAAACCUUAAAUCAAGCUGUUCUAAAUAGCACUUGGCUCUGGUUUUGCACUGAUGUGUGUUAUACGUUAGGUGGUCAUUAGACAGCCUGGGAUGCACUCAUGGAGACAGCUGUCACCUCCAACUUAAACACGUGCUGCAGACAGACAGAUGCUGCAAUCAUAGACUUAAAACAUUGUUUGCACUUAAAUAGUUUAAUGCUAAUAGAAAUGACUUUGACUAUGGGGUAACGGGCUCCCGGCCUCACGAUACGAGAGGAGAUGCCCUUUUUAUCUGUUAACAUUUAUUUUAGUACUGUUGUUUCCGAUGCAAUCAAGUCUGUAUUAUAUGUGUAAAUAAUGUAAUUCUGAAAUGGGGGUAAAUAGUCACUCCCACUAGUAAUUUUCAUCAUUUAAGAGUGAUAUUUCUAAUUCACAAAAACAUUAAUAUUAAAAUUAUCUUGAAUAUACUAUUUGUUUAUCCUUUUUUAAACUUAAAUUGUAUA